Perca flavescens (yellow perch) is the source of this 972-nucleotide messenger RNA. Its product is annotated as claudin-4-like. The coding region runs from base 1 to 972 and encodes 323 amino acids. The record is from RefSeq and is a predicted model, not a curated record. The transcript has a single exon. Gene Ontology annotation, cellular component: bicellular tight junction; membrane. Gene Ontology annotation, molecular function: structural molecule activity. Lineage: Eukaryota; Metazoa; Chordata; Actinopteri; Perciformes; Percidae.
AUGUCCUCGAUGGGGAUGCAGCUGUUGGCCAGCGCCCUGUGCCUCCUGGGUUGGGCAGGGGUCAUCUUUACCUGCCUACUGCCCAUGUGGCGGGUCUCAGCCUUUGUGGGAACCACCAUCAUCACCUCCCAGACCAUCUGGGAGGGCAUCUGGAUGAGCUGCGUGGUCGAGAGCACAGGGUUGAUCCAGUGUAACCCUUACCACUCUGUCCUUGCUCUCAGCGGAGACCUACAGGCCGCCAGGGGUCUCACCGCCCUCGCCAUCGCUACAGGCGGCGCAGGUCUCAUUCUGGCCUUCAUUGGAGGGAAGUGCACUCGCUUUUUGGAUGGUGAAGGAGGCGGGGUUAAGGGCAAGAUGGCUGUAGCAGCAGGGGCAGUUUUGAUUUUCACAGGGCUGCUGUGUUUGAUUCCCACAGUGUGGGCGGCCGGGUCCGUGGUGAGCGAGUUCUACAGCGUCUCCACAGAUGCUCAGCGGAGGGAGAUUGGAGCCUGCCUCUACAUCGGCUUGGGAGCGUCCAUCCUGCUUAUUCUGGGAGGCAGUUUGUUCAUCAGCUCAGCAUGCCCCAUCAAAGACCACACAGCAGACAAGAGCCCUUCUGUCCGCUACAUGGUGGUCCGCUCCUCCAACGGGUCCACCCAGGCAGGUUCUCAGCACAGCAGACUAGCACCAGCAACAUCUCAGCCUAUCAGAGCCGUGUUUUCCAGGUCUCAAAGCUAUGAUGGAGCUUUAACAAAGCUUCCACUGUACACAAGGCCUUCCUGGGGGGAAGGGCAAGAGCAAGGCUUGAGGAUGGAGUCAGAAAGAUCAUGGGCCCCAUCAACAAAGUCUCAGAUGAAAAGACCGGAGUCGACAAAAUCUGAAUACAGUGAGGCGCUGUCUCAGCAGAGAAGAGCAGAAAUGGAAGAGAAUUUAUCAGUCGAAGGUGAAAAUGAGGAUGGGUCCUCAAAUCCAGCGACGAGUACAUACAUAUAA